Messenger RNA from Misgurnus anguillicaudatus (oriental weatherfish), 4357 nucleotides. RefSeq names its product oxidative stress induced growth inhibitor family member 2 (gene osgin2). Gene Ontology annotation, biological process: negative regulation of cell growth. The record is from RefSeq and is a predicted model, not a curated record. Gene Ontology annotation, molecular function: growth factor activity; oxidoreductase activity. NCBI's taxonomy places the organism in Eukaryota, Metazoa, Chordata, Actinopteri, Cypriniformes, Cobitidae.
CAGCGACGUGUCGGUUUACCAUCACUCUAGUUAUACCGUCGUUAAGCCAGUACGUUCUCACAAACCCAGUCAAACCACUAUUAUUACUUUGAAGACAGCAUCUUUAAAGAUCACGUAUUCAUGUCAUCCUGUGACUCGACUUAGAUCCUCCCACCAGGGAUACGGACUAUUUAAACCUCGCACAGCAUCAUCCCGAACCUUUCAGAGAUACGCACGCAAGAGAUAUCUGAAAUACAUUUUUUCCGCUAGGAGGAGUGCCAGCUCUGAUUCUGGCUGCCACUAUGCCACUUCUGGAAGAAAGCUCCCUGCUGACGGAGUGUGCUCGAACUGUUCCAGUAGUCAUCAUUGGAAAUGGUCCUUCAGGGAUUUGCUUGUCAUACCUGCUGAGUGGAUAUACUCCUUAUUUAGAUCCUAUGGCUGGGCACCCAAACACCAUCCUUUUUCGUAAACUACAGGAAGCAAAACAGGUUCCCAUUACUGAACAGGAUUUGGUGUAUCUCUGUGAGGGUUUAGAGGGGCGCUCCGAAAACCCAGUGGCAGUGCUCUUUGACACCCUCCUUCAUCCAAAUGCAGAUUUAGGCUUUGAGUUCCCUUCUGUACUGCAAUGGAGGCUAGAAAAGAAACACCACAUUCCUCAUCUGGUCUUGGGCAAAGCUUCACCUGGUGGUGCCUGGCACGCAAUGGAGGGUUCCAUGUUGACAAUUAGUCUUGGGAUAUGGAUGGAGUUACCAGGAGUCAACUACAGAGAUUUGAAUUUGGGCAAAAGGAGGGUGUCCAACGAUCGAGCCACUCCAGAGGAGAUAUCUUCGUACUACAAAAAUUAUGUCAAGAUCAUGGGCCUCCAGAAGAACUUUGUCGACAACACAUACGUCACAUCUGUUCAAAAACUCCACCGUAGUCAUGAAAAAAGUCUUAGGAAUGAAAAAGACACUGGUCAGACGAAUGGGUGUGAUUACUGCAAUAAGAAUGGGACGGAGAAUGGUCAGAAUGGAACGAUGAAUGGGUUUAGUAAUGAGAUCCAAAAUGCAAUGGAAAAUACCUGUACAAGUGGUGUAAUCAGGGAGAAGGACAAAGAUAAAAGAGGUAAAGAAGAAGUAAAACAGAGUUUUGGGAAUUCACAGGGACUCUGGGAGGUCAGGGGUUAUCAGCAGUUUAAAGGUGACACUAACGUCCCCUUUAGCUUAUUUGCAGAGAAUGUUGUCUUGGCAACAGGAGCAUCCGACUCACCAGUUCGACUUGGAGUAGAGGGUGAGGAUCUUCCCUAUGUGUUUCACAGUGUUCGUGACCUUGGGGUGGCUGUCAGCUGUCACGGCAACCUAGGACCUUCCUCGGACCCAGUGCUGGUAGUGGGGGCAGGCCUUAGCGCAGCUGAUGCAGUGUUGUGUGCUCGAAACCGCGGGGUCCCCGUGUUGCAUGCCUUCCGCAAGUCUGCCGAUGACCCAGGUCUCAUCUUCAAACAGUUGCCAAAGACCCUUUACCCUGAAUAUCACAGGGUCUAUCACAUGAUGUGUUCUCAUGCAUACCCAUCAUCCCCUGUCGCCAACACCACAACCACCAGCCCAUCUCUGUUCCCAGACUACACCAGCUUCCCAGAGCACUGUGUACUCUCCUUCCAGCCUGACAUGCACUGUGUGAUGAGGGGAUCUAAUGGUGUUUUGAGGGCGUUAAAAGUCUCGAUGGUGCUAGUUCUGAUUGGGUCAUAUCCCGAUUUGUUUUUCUUAAAGGACCAAGGGCGCUACCUUGGCUUGGAUCCCAGUAGGCCAAUUUCUUGCAAACAAAAUCCUAUCGACAUAAAUCCCUACACCUUUGAGUGCAAUGCUGAGCCUGGACUCUUCGCCAUGGGUCCUCUUAUUGGUGACAAUUUCGUACGCUUCCUAAAAGGAGGUGCUCUUGGUAUCGCUGGCUGUCUACUUAGGAGAUUAAAACAGAUGAACAAAAAAAUAGGAAAUUGAUCGGGGAGGAAGGAGGGUGCGGAUGAUUAGAAAAAGAGAAGAGAUUUUCAUGAAAGAAGGAGCUCGUUUUUAUAUGGAUGCAGUGAAUACUACAACUUGCAAGAGACAUACAAUUAUAAAAAUGAGGCUAGGAGAACUCUUUUAACUUUCGACUCUCAGGAGCUGGGAUACUGUCUUCCCAGCUGAGUCUGAGGUUUACAGAGUGUUUUCUAGGUCAGAAAUCAUGUGCCAAUAUGUCAGUUUAUGUGAAGCACGCUUUACCUCUUAUUGUUGCAAAAACUGUCAGUUGCCUUUGUGUUACUUGUAAUAAGUACUGCUUUUGCAGCAAAUUUCCCAGUUAAGUUUAUAGUGCCUAAGGCAAGGAGACUUGCACUGAGCUGUACAAGCCAUAGAUAUGUACACCAGAUGUCGCCUUGGGGUUCUAAGCAUGCGUCAAAACUGCCGCCAUCUUGGAACAGGGGUCUUGGUAUAGGAAGUAGCUAGGUAAUGCUACUAUCUCCGCCUGUACUUCAAAUUCAUGGAUGAUGCCGGACUUUUGUGAUGCGUAUGGAUGUUAUACCUACUAGCACUAUGCAGUUAGAAAAUAUAAAUUUUCAUUAUAUCAAAAAAAAAAUUCUGGACUCAAUUGUAAAUACAUGUCUGACGGAUGGAAUGAACCAAAAAACCCCUAGAAAACCAUUGCCUACAAUGACGCUGAUGCAGGGCUACCCUGUUUCAAGAUGGCGGCUCUAUGUGACGCAUUCAUUCCAAUGAACUGCCGUAGCCAAGUGACAUCUAGUGUACAUAUCUAUGUGUACAAGCAAGCAACACAUCAAGAGCAGAUUUCAAAGGCCCAAAUCUUAAAAACCAUGUCUUGUGCAGACUGCACAAACCAUUGAAAUACCAGUAAAUGCCUAAUUUUUAUUAAAGACGCACACAAUUUUACCAUGGCCUUACCCCAAAUAUAAUAUACCUUACCCCAUUUGGUUUAGUUAGAUAUAUUAUCAUACAAAAGACAUAACCACACUUUUGUCUAGAGCUUUAGAAACACCUAACUGGUUGUCUUUAGAUCCUAUAUCUCCUACCUAGUCUCAUGUAGAUGCGUACAAAUAGAACAAAGUGUGAAAACUCUUUGUAAUACAAACACCAAAUUCCAGUUUGGCGUGCAAAUGAUACGACAGGAGUACUUUCAGUACGGCGCACCUUUUUUAUGUCAAUUUAUGUAUUGGUUUCUCUUUUUUUCUGUUUUUUAAACCAUUUUCGCUUGGAUUUGGGGUUAGAUUUGAGAUUUGCUUUAGGAUGUCAUUUAAUAUAUAGGUUUCUCCAUGUUCUUGUCUAUUUUUAAGCCUUGUCAUUUUAUGUAAUGUAAAGUUGUUCUAACCCCAAACCAAAGCGACAAUGGUAAAAAAAUUGAAAAAAUUUGAGAAAGCAAAAGAAAAAAGACACACUGUAUUAAGCGAAUGGGAAGGACUGGCGUAUCAUAUGCAUGCCAAAAUGGAAUUUGGGGUAUGUAUUGCAAGAGUUUUCACACUUCAUGCUAUUUAUAAGCAUCUCCAUAAGACUGGGUUGGUAUCUCUAGACUGGGGUGUCACUCAGUUCUACAGCAACCAGCUCCAACACAACUGCUUGAGUUUCUAGUAAUCCUGAAGACCUUGAUUAGCUGGAUCAGGUUUCUUUGAUUAAAGUUGGAUAUAAACUCUGCAGGACAUGGUUAUGUCUAGAAGGGAUACAGCAGCAGACAAAACCUAGUGAAAUCUCACUGGAUGAGCACUAUUAUCAUAAUCCUAUCACAAACCCAACGCUUAACCCAACAUUUUACAGGUUUUUGGCCGUAGCUGUACCCCAUCUAGCCAGAACCGCUGUUUUCAUCCUUAUCCUGCCCCCAAACACAACAUUUAGGCUGUAGCUGUAUCGCAUCUACCCAAAACCGCAAGACACUGGCCCUUCAGGAACUAAGGUUUACAAUCCUGCUCUAGACUGUGUAGAAGAGUUAAUAUGAUAAUGCAGAACAUGCAAUAUUGUAAAAGCAUUAAAACCAAACCUUGCUCUGUUUCCAUUAACCAAAAACAUACAAGUGCCAAACCCCCGAAUUGAAUGGCCAUUUACAGUGACUAUGCUGUUUUCAGACUCAUUUGUAAAUGCUUUCAGUUUAAUCCAACAUAAAAUAUUUUAGAAAUUAUUCAACUCCUUUAUAAAGAUUCAAACAAACUGCAUUGAUCAGUGAUGCCUAGUGCUUCAUACUUCUUUGUUGUGCCAAAUAACUAUUUUAAAACAGGCUUUAAAAUACAAAAAUUGUUACAUUUUUACCAUUAGGAUUGGAAAUUUAAACUGCUGAGGAUGUCACAGAUUGAGGAUCUUAUCAAAGUACUUGAAAUUGUGCUCACACAAAAAUGACAGAACUGAGCUGUAAUAAAGUCAGCAGUCAU